AGGACUGUCGAGGGGCACGGCUGGUACCGCACGCUCACGCUCCGCCCUCGUGUGCCGCAGGCAGUGCAGAGUGACCGCCGGCUGUCGGCGACAUGGCGCCCUCGUCUGGCGCCCGGCGGCGGCGCCUCCGGCUGGCGCCCCUGCUGCUGCCGGCCGCCCUGUGUCUGCUGACGUCCGGUCUGGCCGCCGCCGCCAGCGGCAGGCCGGAGCCACGGUUCAGCUUUACCAGCGCCCUCUACAACGCCUCCAUCUACGAGAACAACGUGGGCAAGGAGUACGUGGUGAGCGCCGGCCCGAUGGGUGUCCGGCUGCGGCCCGAGCUGGCCGGCGCCGACAUCCGCUACAAGAUCGUCGGCGGCGACCCGGACGGCUUCUUCAAGGCGCAGCAGCAGACGGUCGGUGACUUCUGCUUCCUGCGCGUGCGCACACGCACCGGGCACGCGGACGUGCUGAACCGCGAGCGGCAGGCCGAGUUUCGCCUGAAGGUGCGCGCGGUGGAGCGCGGCCGACGCCGCUACGGCCGGUCGCCGGCCUUCGCCGAGGUGCGCGUGCGCGUGCUGGACAGGAACGACCUGAACCCGUGGUUCGACGCGGCCGAGUACGACGUGGAGGUGGCCGAGGACCUGCCGGUGCACGGCCUGGUGACGCAGCUGCAUGCCGACGACGCCGACGAGGGCAUCAACGGCCAGGUGUACUACAGCCUGCUGGAGUCGGAGCCGCACUUCGCCAUCGAGCCCAGCUCUGGCCGCGUGACGCUGGCGCGCCGGCUCAGCCACCGGCAGCGGCCCGAGUUCCAGCUGACGGCCGUGGCUCGUGACCGCGGCCUCAACGACAUGGACGUGCCGGGCCUGGCACGGCUGCGCGUGCGCGUGCGGCCCGUCAACCUGUUUGACCCGGUGAUGCACGUGACGCACCUGGCCGAGGUGGUUGAACACUCCAGCAUGGACGUAUACGCCAUCGUGCACGUCAUCGACCGCGACGAGGGCGUGCACGGCCAGGUGGCGGGCGUGCGCAUCGUGGACGGCGACCCGGAGCGGCGGUUCCGCGUGCUGUCCGGCACGACCGCCGGCGAGUUCCUGGUGGGCGUGGCCGACCCGCUGGACCGCGAGAGCGCGCCCUACGGCUUCAACCUGACGCUGAACGCCACCGACCGCGGUACGCCACCGCGCUCUUCAUUCCUGUCGGUGCGCGUGCGCGUGAUGGACUUCAACGACCACGCGCCGGCGUUCACGCGCGAGGUGUACGACGUGACGGUGCGCGAGACGGCGCUGGCGCACACGGCCCUGGUGCGGCUGCGCGCCAGCGACUCUGACCAUGGCGUCAACGCCCAGGUGCGCUACGCCAUAGCGGCCGGCAACGAGGGCGGCGAGUUCGCCAUCAACGCCGCCACCGGCCUGCUGUGGCUGGCGCGGCCGCUGGACGCCGAGACGAAGGCGUUCUACGCGCUGACGGUGUCGGCGCUGGACCAAGGCCACGGCGGCCGGCAGCGCCAGGGCUCAGCCCGUGUCACCGUCACCGUGCUCGACGAGAACGACAACGCGCCGCGCUUCGGCACGCCCAACACGCAGGCAGCCGUGGACGAGAACGAGCCGGCCGAGCACUACGUGACGCGCGUGACGGCCGAGGACGCCGACCAGAGCGAGAACGCCUUCCUCUCGUACUCGAUCGCCAACACGGAGCCGGUGCCGUUCGUCAUCAACCACUUUGACGGCACCAUCACCACUUCGGAGAUGCUCGACUACGAGACGCAGCGGCGCCAGUACGUGCUGCGCGUGCGCGUCUCCGAUUGGGGCAAGCCGUACCGCUGGCAGACGGAGACGACGGUGACGGUGCGCCUGCGCAACGUCAACGACAACCGGCCGCAGUUCGAAAAGGUCGACUGCCACGGCCGGCUGUCGCGGCGCGCCGCCGUCGGCACCGAGAUCAUGGUGCUGUCAGCCAUCGACUUCGACGAGGGCGCCGUGGUCAGCUACCGGCUGGUGUCGGGCAACGAGGACGGCUGCUUCCGGCUGGACGAGCGGCUGGGCUCGCUGCGGGUCAACUGCGACCUGGCUGACCUGGCCAGCGACGAGCGGCGGCUAGGCGUGAUGGCCAACGACGGCCAGCACUUCUCGGACGAGACGCGGUUGCGGCUGCAGCUGGUGGGCAGCGGCGAGCGGCCGCUCGGCGGCGCCAGCGUGCGGCUUGAGUGCAAGGACACGGGCGUGGCCGGCCGCUACCGCCGGCUGCUGGCCACGGCCGAGCAGAACAACCGGCCGCGCGACCCGUUCACGGUGGUGUCGUCCAGCCGGUACGGCACCAACUACCACCGACCGCAGCUGUCUGCCGAGCCGGCCGGCGAGCUGGAGGUGAGCGAGGCGGCGCCGCUCGGCGCCCACCUCACCACCGUCAUCGGCCACGACAAGGACCUCGGCUUCAACGGCCUGCUGGUGUUCGCCAUCGCCGACGGCGACGACGACUCGGCGUUCAGCAUCGACAUGGACGGCGGUAACGUAAGCGUGGCCUGCCGGCUGGACCGCGAGCGCACCGCCCUCUACCGGCUGAACGUGACGGCGUGCGACCGCGGCCGGCCGCAGCUCUGCGCCAGCCUCAUGCUCGUCGUGCACGUGCUGGAUGUUAACGACAACGCGCCGCGCCUUGAGCGCUCGUCGUUCACGUUCUUCUACCCGGAGACGCGGCCGGCCGGCCAGCCGGUGGUGCGCCUGAACGCCUCGGACCCGGACGAGGGAGCCAACGGGCGCGUCUCGUUCAAGCUGUUGACGGACACGGCCGACUUCGCCGUGGACCAGCACACCGGCCUGGUGAGCCAGGUGCGUGCGCUGGACCGCGAGCGCCAGAGCAGCUACCGGCUGCGCGUGGCCGCCCGCGACGGCUCGGCCUCGCGGCCACUCGUCUCGCACGCCGUCGUGCACGUGGACGUGCUGGACGUGAACGACAACGCGCCGCGCUUCUCGCGGCCGCUGUACCAGGUGCGCGCCAGCGAGGACCUGCCGGUGGGCGCCGUGCUGGUGACGCUGGACGCCGUGGACCCGGACCGGCCGGGCGCUGCCGAGCCCGUCUCGUACCAGGUGACGGCCGGCGGCCACGGCCGGUUCGGUGUGGACCGCAGGUCUGGUGCCGUCCGCCUGCUGGAGCCGCUCGACUUCGAGCAGCGCCAGAUCUACAACGUGACGGUGGAGGCGCGCGACGACGGCUCGCCGCCGCUAUCGGCUGUCGCCUACCUGGUCGUCCAGGUGGUGGAUGUCAACGAGAACUACUUUGCGCCGUCGUUCGGCGGCGCCGUGGCGGUGCGCGGCUCUGUGCUGGAGGGCCGGCCGUCGGGCACGUUCGUGCUGGCCGUGCGCGCCACCGACGCCGACCCGGCCGGCCCCAACUCCGACCUGACCUACUCGAUCCGCGGCGGCAGCGGCGUCGGACACUUCUCCAUCAACGAAACAGGCAUCUACACGAGGGACGUGCUGGACCGGGAGACCCAGUCCAGCUACUGGCUGACCGUGUACGCCAAGGACUCCGGCGCCGUCCCGCUGUCGGCGCGACUGGAGGUCUACAUAGAGGUGGAGGACGAGAACGACAACUACCCGCUGACGUCUGAGCCGGUGUACCGGGCCGAGGUGUUGGAGAACUCCGCCCCGGGCACGCGGGUCACCAGGGUCACGGCCUCAGACCGGGACGGGGCCGGCCCACUGCGCUACCGCAUAGCCGGCGGUAACCCGCAGAGUCUCUUCAGCAUGGACCCGGACACAGGCGUGAUCACCACCACCGAGCGCGUGCUGGACCGUGAGACCCGCGACGCCUUCACGCUCGAGGUGACGGUGUCGGACUGGGGAGCACCGGCCCUGACCUCCACGGCCCGGGUCAUGGUCACCGUGCUAGACGAGAACGACUCACCGCCGGUGUUCUCUGAGCGGCUCUACCGGGUCCAGGUGCCGCUGGGACCGGCGCUCAGUCGACCCAACGCCUCCAUCUUCCAGGUGAUUGCGCACGACGAGGACGCCGGUGUGAACUCCGAGCUGCGCUACUCGAUCGUGUCGACGGACGGCCUGCGUCUGACCAUCGAGCCGCGGCUGGGCCAGCUGCGGCUGCCGACGGACGGGGCGCCCAUCGCCGCCGGCAAACACCAGCUGACCGUGCGGGCGACGGACGGCGGCAAGCCGGUGCGCUCGUCGGUGGCGCGGGUGCUGCUCACCGUGCUGGAGGAGGGGCCGCCGCCGCCCCACCCGCCCCGGGUGGACCUGCCUGAACGGGCCGUCCAGGUGUUCGAGACGGACCCGGUCGGUCACCUCGUCAUCCUGGCCACUGCCAACGCCACGCUGCUCUUCAGUAUUGCAGGCGGCAACACCGGAGGCAGCUUCAGCGUCAACAGCCAGGGCGGCAUCGUGAUCGCCCGCCCGCUGGACUGGGAGACCACGGCCGAGUACACGCUGAACGUCUCCGCCACGGACGGACACCACGUGGUCUUCACGCCGCUGCGGAUCACAGUGCUAGACGUGAACGACCGGGAUCCGGCGUUCGAGCGCGCCCUGUACGCCGUGAACGUGUCGGAGGCGGCCGAGCCGGGUGACCGGCUAUUGACAGUGAGCGCCGCCGACCCGGACGGCGAGGCGCUGCUCUACUACGGACUGGAGGCGGCGCAGAGCGACCGCUCUCUCCGUCUGUUCAGCAUCGACCCCAUGACCGGCCAGGUCACCGUGGCCGGACGACUGGACAGGGAGACGGAGCACGAGCACGUGCUGACGGUGUCGGUGCGGGACCAGGGCACGCCGGCGCGCCGCGACUACGCCCGCCUGCUGGUGCACGUGCGGGACGAGAACGACCACCGUCCGCAGUUCCUCAGCGACCUGGUGGUGGGCCAGGUGCACGAGACGGCGCCGGUCGGCUGGCAAGUGGUCACCGUGCUGGCCACCGACCGCGACCAUGGCCAGAACGCCCGCAUCACCUACUCCAUACUGUCAGGUAACGUGGACAACGCGUUCGCGGUGGACUCGGUGCUGGGUACCAUCUCGGUGGCCAUCGGGCUGGACCAGCGGCGCGCCAGCGAGUACAUCCUAACGGUGCGCGCCAGCGACGCCGGCCGGCCGCCGCUGCACGGCGACGUCCACGUCAACGUACUCGUCACGCUGCCCGACAACGCGCCGCCCCGCUUCGAGAAGGCAGAGUACGGCGCUGAGGUGGAGGAGGACAGGCCUCCGGGCUCCCACGUGCUGGACGUGGUGGCCCACUGUCGGACUUCAGUGACCUACCGUCUGGUGGGAGGCAAUGAGGACGGCUCGUUCCUGCUGAACCCUGGCGCCGGGGUGCUCACCGUCAGCGAGAGACUCGACUACGAGCGCCGCACCUGGUACAACCUGUCCAUACAAGCCGUCAGCAUGGUGGGCGAGGUGGCCCACAUGAACGUCAUCAUACCAUAACCUCUAACUGACCCCGGCUGACCUGUGCACCGUCCCCUCCAGGUGGGCGAGG
Pollicipes pollicipes is the source of this 5460-nucleotide messenger RNA. Its product is annotated as fat-like cadherin-related tumor suppressor homolog. The transcript has 13 exons. The coding region runs from base 93 to 5408 and encodes 1771 amino acids. The record is from RefSeq and is a predicted model, not a curated record. Gene Ontology annotation, cellular component: plasma membrane; catenin complex. Lineage: Eukaryota; Metazoa; Arthropoda; Thecostraca; Pollicipedomorpha; Pollicipedidae. Gene Ontology annotation, molecular function: beta-catenin binding; calcium ion binding; cadherin binding. Gene Ontology annotation, biological process: homophilic cell-cell adhesion; multicellular organism development; cell migration.